Messenger RNA from Metopolophium dirhodum (rose-grain aphid), 1365 nucleotides. RefSeq lists its product as uncharacterized. The record is from RefSeq and is a predicted model, not a curated record. Bases 185 to 499 code for a protein of 104 amino acids. The transcript is spliced from 10 exons. NCBI's taxonomy places the organism in Eukaryota, Metazoa, Arthropoda, Insecta, Hemiptera, Aphididae.
UAAAAAAAAAAUAAUAUUUUAUCAGAUCAACAAAUGUUUUAACUUCAAAAUUAUUAAUUUUAACCAUUGUAAAUGUUUUGUUCCAACAGAUCCAUAUUAUUAUUUUUUACCAUUCUUUUUACAUUGGGUUGACAUCAGCGUCUUUCAACGAAUUAGUGAACUCGAUGGAUUUAAAAAGAUAUAUAUGAAAUAUUCAUUAACUGCCCCCUCAAAUGAGCUACGGUAUAUUAGCAUUGAUCCUAUAUAUUGGCAUAAGAGACCGAAAUUCUGUAGAUUGAAUAUAAAUAUUACAAGUGCGUGUGCUCUCCACAAUUUAAGAAGUUUUUAUUUCAACAAUGUUGAAGACUAUAACCCCGAGGCGAAAGUAAAACAAGUCGAGAAGAAUCGUACCCAGUGUACACAUAAUAUACCAGCUACACCAAAAGAUAUGAAGAAGCCAAAACUGGAUAUAAAAGAUAUAGUGACGUUUGACAAAGGUACUCAUUUUGAAUAUUUUUGAAUAUUUAAGAAUUAUUGAUUUAAAAUCUUACAAUCUAGUAGGUAGGUAUAUAUAUUGUGAUAAAGUUAGUGUUGAAUUGAUGUAUUAAAAAUGUAUUAAUUAAUCCAUUUUUUAUCAUUUAUUUGCUAGUUUUAACCUCGGGCUAAGAUAUAAUGGUUUGGUGUUGACAUGGUGAGUGGUUGAUGGGAGAGAGGGGAGACAAAUUAAUAGAAAUUUUUAAAACUCUAUUUAACCAAACCUGAUAAUAUAUUGUAAUUAAUUGGAAUAAUUUUUAUCAAAAACAAUAUUUUUCAAAAUGAGAUACCCGUUCCUAUAAGAAAUAUUAUAUUUUUUUUGUAUAUUAUGUAUGUAUAAUAUAUAGGUAGAUAUUAUUUUUUAAUAUACUUAAUAAGUAUUAAUAUUAUUAUGACAAUUUGAUAAUCUGUGGGUAAAUAUACAAGAAGUUACAUCUCGUAUGCGCAUCAAAAAAAAAAAAAAAAAACACUUAAUUCGGUGACUCUCGCUGAUAAUCAGCAACUAUUUUUAGUAUUAAUUUAAUACGCUAUGGCUCCAUCCAUAGUAUCCAAGGACUAAGAUAUAAUAGACUGGAAACGACGUGGUCGAGAGAUGGUCACCAAAAGGUUCCUCUUUCGCACUGAAUGUUUUCCCUAUUUAGUCCCUAAUUUAUACAGAUGUCGUAAACUAUCAGUGCCUAUUUCGACCCCCCUACCACCCCACUGUUCUCUUGUACAUACAUUCAUAGCAUCUGAUAGGAUGCUCGUUUCCGAUCCAGUAUAUCAUCCAUAUUAUACAGUGGAUAGGACAUUUUAUAUCAAUAAGUAAUAACAUAUAGGGGGUAGCGUUCCCGAAUAAGGAAGAGUGAUGGC